AUCUGCAGCACAUCUGCAUCUCAGCCAUGGCAUCUAUUUCGAAGCUUCUGCUUCUCCUGCUGUGCACCUACCACACUCUCGUUGCUCACGCAGGAGAUGACCUUCGCAGCUACAAGCCCGUUGGCUCUCCGGAAUCUGCCACCGUCAACUGCUCCCAGCCCAAAGCCGCGACUCCAUCGUCCGGUGGCGUCACGGUGCCGUUGCACCACCGGCACGGCCCGUGCUCACCCCUGCCCUCCACGAAGGCGCCAACCUGGGAGGAGAUACUCAGGCAUGACCAGCUCCGAGCGGCCUACGUCACACGAAAGUUCUCCGGCGUCAAGGGCGGCGCCGGAGACGUCGAGCAAUCAGACGUCACGCUGCCGACCAGGCUGGGCACCUCCAUGAGCACGUUGGAGUACGUGAUCACCGUCGGCAUCGGCUCGCCGGCCGUGACCCAGACCAUGACCAUCGACACCGGCAGCGACGUGUCGUGGGUGCAGUGCAAGCCGUGUUCCCAGUGCCGCUCCCAGGCGAACCCGCUCUUUGACCCCAGCUCGUCCAGCACCUACUCCCCGUUCUCCUGCAGCUCCGCCGCCUGCGCGCAGGUCAGCCAGGACGGGCAGGGGAACGGCUGCUCCGGCUCCCAGUGCCAGUACAUCGUCACCUACGGGGACCAGUCGAGCACGGCCGGGACCUACAGCUCCGACACCCUCGCGCUGGGCUCCAUCACCGUCAGAAACUUCCAGUUCGGGUGCAGCCAGUCCAACUCGGGCCUCCUUCUGACGCAACAAACCGCGGGGCUCAUGGGGCUGGGCGGCGGCGCAGAGUCUCUCGUGUCCCAGACCGCGGGGACCUUGGGCAGGGCCUUCUCCUACUGCCUCCCGCCGAAUCCAGGCUCGCGCGGGUUCCUCACUCUCGGCGCACCAACUUCCACUUCCGGCUUCGUCACGACGCCCAUGUACAGGAACCGCGGGGCGCUGACGUUCUACGCCGUGCGCCUUCAGGCCAUCCGGGUGGGAGGCAGGCAGCUCAACAUACCCGCCUCCGUCUUCUCCGCCGUCUCCAUCGUCGACUCCGGCACCAUCAUCACGCGGCUGCCGCCCACCGCGUACUCGGCGCUGGCCUCCGCGUUCAAGGCCGGCAUGAAGCGCUACCCGACCAGCGGGGGCUCCGACACGUGCUUCGACUUCAGCGGCCAGUCCAACAUCAGCGUGCCCAGCGUCGCGCUCGUGUUCUCCGGGGGCGCCGUCGUCAACCUCGCCUUUGACGGGAUCAUUCAGGACGGCUGCCUCGCCUUCACGGACAGCGGCGAUGACCGCUCCAUCGGCAUCAUCGGCAACGUGCAGCAGCGGACGUUUGAGGUGCUGUACGACGUCGGUGGCGGCUCCUUCGGGUUCAAAGCAGGUGCAUGCUGAUCGAUCGGCGCGCACAAGGAUCUCGAUCUCGAGUGUGCCGUCUGCUGCAUGAACUGAAGGGGGGCCAAACCGGCCGUCAACUAUAUAUAGUUCUUCGAUUUCAAUUAGUACUUUUCUGAUUGCAACAUAUGCAAGCGUACUACAAACUAAUUACCACCAAAUAAUUUUAAUAUUAUCAUCAUAAUAUAUAAUUAUAAAUAAAUGCCACUUCUCAUCUAUAAAUUUUGUAUGACUAUGGGGGAGUAUGAGUACCACCCCAAUUUUCUGAUUUCAAAGUGAUCGAGGUGUACCUACGAUCACUUUGGACUUUUGGU
Aegilops tauschii subsp. strangulata is the source of this 1711-nucleotide messenger RNA. RefSeq names its product aspartyl protease family protein At5g10770. Gene Ontology annotation, molecular function: aspartic-type endopeptidase activity. Lineage: Eukaryota; Viridiplantae; Streptophyta; Magnoliopsida; Poales; Poaceae. The record is from RefSeq and is a predicted model, not a curated record. Gene Ontology annotation, biological process: proteolysis.